AUGCUGCUGGCUGCGCUGCUACUAUGGCUGCUCCAGUGCCCCCUGGAGCCCUGGUCUGCCCACGCGCACCCCCUGUACACGCGCCUCCCCCCCAGCACCCUGCAAGUUCUGUCGGCCCAGGGGACGCAGGCCUUGCAGGCUGCCCAGAGGAGCGCCCAGCGGGCGGUGAAGCGGGUGGCCACGGAGCUCCAGCUCAAACUGCAUGAGUGUCGAGGACCUGGACACCCCAGGCCCCAAGCCCCCCUCCUCCAGGACCCACCUGAGCCAGGGCCUUGCGGCGAAAGGCGGCCGGCAGCUGCCAACGUGACCCGGGCUCACGGCCGCAUCGUCGGGGGCAGCGCGGCUCCGCCCGGGGCUUGGCCCUGGCUGGUGCGGCUGCAGCUCGGCGGGCAGCCUCUGUGCGGCGGCGUCCUGGUGGCGGCCUCCUGGGUGCUGACGGCGGCGCACUGCUUCGCCGGCGCCUCAAAUGAGCUCCUGUGGACCGUGGUGCUGGCCGAGGGGCCCCGGGGGGAGCCGGCGGAGGAGGUGCCGGUGAACCGCAUCCUGUCCCACCCCAAGUUUGACCCGCAGACUUUCCACAGUGACCUGGCCCUCGUGCAGCUGUGGACGCCCGUGAGCCCGGCGGGGCCCGCGCGCCCCGUGUGCCUGCCCCAGGCGUCCCCGGAGCCCCCUGCCGGCACUCCCUGCGCCAUCGCAGGCUGGGGGGCCCUCUUCGAAGACGGGCCUGAGGCUGAGGCAGUGAGGGAGGCCCGCGUCCCGCUGCUCAGCCCUGACACUUGCCAAAGGGCGCUGGGGCCCGGGCUGCGCCCCAGCUCCAUGCUCUGCGCAGGUUACCUGGCGGGUGGCAUCGACUCGUGCCAGGGUGACUCUGGAGGCCCCCUAACCUGUUCUGAGCCUGGUCCGCGUCCCAGGGAGGUUCUCUUUGGAGUCACCUCCUGGGGGGAUGGCUGCGGGGAGCCAGGAAAGCCCGGGGUCUACACCCGCGUGGCUGUGUUCAAAGACUGGCUCCAGCAGCAGAUGACGGCCCCUUCCACGCGCGAGCCCAGCUGCAUGGAGCUUCUGGCCCAGGACCCGCCCGAGGAAUACCCAGCCGACGCCCGGCUCUGCGCCUUCUACGCGCGCCGAUGCCCGCUGCCCGAAGGCGCCUGUGCGCGCCUGGCCCGCCAGCAGUGCCUGCAGCGCCGGCGGCGGUGUGCCCCAGCCCUGGCCCGCCCCGCUCCGUCGCUGUGGGAGUCCCCGGAGUCGGCAGCCCGCGAGCAGCGGCUGGACUCAGGACCGCGGGCUGCGAGGGUGCGGUUCCAGAAGCGAAGGCCAGAGCCCCGCGAGAGCACGAGCGGCUGCCCUGGGCUGGAGCCCCUGCGACAGAAGUUGGCCGCCCUUCAGGGUUCCCAUGCCUGGAUCCUGCAGGUCCCUUCCGAGCGGCUGGCCAUGCACUUCCAGGAGGUGCUGGCUGACUUGAGCUCCAAGACACUGACAGGGCUUUUCAGAGCGUGGGUGCAGGCAGGCCUGGGGGGCCGCCGCGUGGCCUUCAGUGGCCUGGUGGGCCUGGAGCCGGCCACACUGGCUCGAAGCCUGCCAAGGCUGCUGGUGCAGGCCCUGCAGGCCUUCCGCUCAGCUGCCCUGGCUGAGGGCAAACCUCUGGGGCUGGAAGUGGGGAGGAAGGGGGUUGCCCCCGGCCAGCUGCCACAGAGGGCACCCACUGCUCCCAGGAGCUAGGAGAGCCGGGAGCAUCUGACAAAUGUCACUGUCCCCAUGGACCGCACCUGUGGGCAGGAGGGGUCCUGUGUCUUCCCAGAUGUGUGAUCAGAGACUCAUAGCUGCUUUAAUAAAAUUAUUUAUAAGCCACGGAGACACUGGCGCUUCUUUGGAAUGCAGAACGGGGUGGGUGAACAUCUGAUGGCUGGGGCAGUCUCCAGAAG
Messenger RNA from Chinchilla lanigera (long-tailed chinchilla), 1919 nucleotides. It is a transcript of the gene Prss56, whose product is annotated as protease, serine, 56. Gene Ontology annotation, biological process: proteolysis. Gene Ontology annotation, molecular function: serine-type endopeptidase activity. The record is from RefSeq and is a predicted model, not a curated record. Lineage: Eukaryota; Metazoa; Chordata; Mammalia; Rodentia; Chinchillidae.